Neltuma alba is the source of this 2309-nucleotide messenger RNA. RefSeq names its product long chain acyl-CoA synthetase 4-like. Gene Ontology annotation, molecular function: long-chain fatty acid-CoA ligase activity. The record is from RefSeq and is a predicted model, not a curated record. The transcript is spliced from 19 exons. Lineage: Eukaryota; Viridiplantae; Streptophyta; Magnoliopsida; Fabales; Fabaceae. Gene Ontology annotation, biological process: fatty acid metabolic process. Bases 112 to 2091 code for a protein of 659 amino acids. Gene Ontology annotation, cellular component: endoplasmic reticulum; membrane.
GUUUUCUCUGGCCCAUAGUUUCUGUUGCACGUAGUUUUCUCCUGCAUCGGCAUUGGCAGUGAGUAAUUGAUCUGAUUGAGAUUUGAAUCUCUUCCAGUGAGAGACGGUGGUAUGGCGCAGAAAAGAUACAUUAUUGAGGUAGAGAAGGCGAAAGAGGCCAGUGAUGGAAGGCCAACCAUGGGUCCUGUGUACCGCAGCCUCUUUGCCAAGGAUGGAUUUCCGCCUCCUACUCCUGGUCUUGACACUUGUUGGGACAUUUUCCGUUUGUCUGUUGAGAAAUACCCUGCGAGUCCAAUGCUUGGCCGACGAGAAAUAGUGGAUGGGAAACCUGGAAAGUACAACUGGCUCAGCUACAAAGAAGUAUAUGACUUGGUGAUGAAAGUCGGAAAUUCCAUCCGCAGUAGUGGUUAUGGGGAAGGUGUAAAGUGUGGCAUUUAUGGCGCCAAUUGUCCAGAGUGGAUUAUAAGCAUGGAGGCCUGCAAUGCUCAUGGGCUUUAUUGUGUUCCUUUAUAUGAUACCUUAGGUGCUGGGGCUGUAGAAUUCAUCAUAUGCCAUUCAGAAGUUUCAAUUGCAUUCUCAGAAGAGAAGAAGAUUCCUGAGCUAUUGAAGACUUUUCCAAACACAACAAAGUAUCUUAAGACACUUGUGAGCUUUGGAAAGGUUACACCAGAACAAAAGCAAGAAGUUGAAAAUUUUGGGUUGGCAAUAUAUUCAUGGGAAGAAUUCUUACAACUGGGUCAUGGUCAAAGUUUUGAACUCCCUGUUAAACAGAGAAGUGACAUCUGUACUAUAAUGUAUACUAGUGGAACCACUGGUGACCCCAAGGGGGUUAUGAUUUCCAAUGAAAGCAUUAUUACACUAUUGGCUGGGGUUAAGCGGCUAUUAGAAAGUGUGAAUGAACGAUUACAUGAAAAGGAUGUAUACCUUUCAUAUCUUCCACUUGCACAUAUAUUUGAUAGAGUCAUUGAGGAACUCUUUAUAUGGCAUGGCGCCUCAAUAGGAUUCUGGCGUGGGGAUGUCAAACUGUUGAUUGAAGACAUUGCGGAACUAAAACCAUCAAUAUUUUGUGCUGUUCCUCGUGUGCUUGAUAGAAUAUACUCAGGUUUGACACAAAAGAUUUCUUCAGGGGGCUUCCUGACAAAGACAAUGUUCAAUUUUGCUUACUCAUACAAGUUUCAUAAUAUGAUGAAAGGGGAAAAUCAUCAAGAGGCAUCUCCACUUUUUGAUAAAAUUGUGUUUAAAAAGGUAAAGGAAGGCUUAGGGGGCAAUGUACGCCUGAUUUUGUCUGGAGCAGCACCUCUAUCUGCACAUGUGGAACGUUUCCUGAGGGUGGUGGCUUGUGCUUAUGUCCUACAAGGAUAUGGUCUGACUGAAACCUGUGCUGGAACCUUCGUUUCAUUACCAAAUGAAUUGGGAAUGCUUGGUACAGUUGGCCCUCCUGUACCAAAUGUUGAUGUGUGCUUGGAAUCUGUUCCUGAAAUGGGAUACGAUGCACUCUCUAGCCGACCAAGAGGAGAAAUCUGUGUAAGGGGAAGCACCUUAUUUUCAGGGUACUACAAACGUGAAGACCUCACAAAGGAGGUUUUGGUUGAUGGAUGGUUCCAUACAGGGGAUAUUGGAGAGUGGCAACCAGAUGGAGCCAUGAAAAUAAUUGACCGGAAGAAGAAUAUAUUUAAACUUUCACAAGGAGAAUAUGUUGCUGUCGAGAACCUGGAGAAUAUAUAUAGUCAAGUUCCUGCCGUUGAUUCUAUAUGGAUCUAUGGCAACAGUUUCGAGGCCUUCCUUGUUGCUGUUGUUAAUCCCAAUAAGCAAGCACUUGAAAGUUGGGCAGAAGAAAAUAAUAUAAAUGCUGAGUUCAAGUCUCUAUGUGAAGAUUCCAGGGCAAAAAAUUACAUAAUCGAAGAGCUAACUAAACUUGGGAAGGAAAAGAAGUUAAAAGGUUUUGAGCUUAUAAAAGCUGUUCAUCUCGAACCAGUACCAUUUGACAUGGAACGUGACCUCAUCACUCCGACUUAUAAGAAGAAGAGGCCUCAGCUGCUCAAAUACUACCAGAAUGUUAUUGACAAUAUGUACAAGAGCGGAGGCAAAUAGGGUGCCUGAGAUAAGCUUUGGCAGGUUAUAGUCAUGAUGGAGUUCAUUUAUUUUCUGCAAUAAGAUUGCACUAAUUUUUGUCAAUUUUUUCUUUUGAUGACUGUAUAUAUGAAUAAUCAUAGAUAGCAGAUAAAUAUGAUGUAGCUGCUUAACUUUAAAAUACUAACUGAUGUGUUUGAGUAGGUAAAAUUAUUAAGUUUAUACAAUUUGUUUUUAAC